AUGUUCAAGCGCUCGUUCCGGACCCAGGAUCGGGUGGAAAAGGCGUCGAAGUUGAAGAAGUCGAACUCGAUUCGAAAUGAUCCCCAGAAGCUGUCGAAAUUGCAGCGGUCGCUCGAAGAGAGCAUGCCUGUGAAGAAAACUCUCAGCUCACCUAUCGUCACUCUAACGGUGGGCCGAGAAGGGCGACUGUUUGCGGCGCAUGAGGAAGUUUUGUGCCAGUCGCCGUACUUUGAACGCGUCUGCCAGAAUCAACACCUCAAUGCGCAGAGUAAGAGGAUAACAAUUCCCGACGAAGAGCCUGAGGUCUUCUCGGCUGUGCUUGAAUACCUUUACAAGGGCGACUACUACCCACGCUUGCUUCACAACAAGCACCGAAACUCUUGGGAACUUGAGGACGCUAGUCCAGCCACGGGAAGAUCACCAGUGCCAUCAGAAAACGGAGGCGGCCGCGGUGCCGUCGAAGCAACAAUUUACAUGUCCGGCGAAGGGCAACACCUUCUCAGGGAUACCGUCAUAUAUUGCUCAGCAGAGAGGUACGGCUUGGAGGAGCUCAAGCGGCUGGCUCUGCGCAAGCAAGGUCUCCAGAGCGGAAUCGAUGUCGCCACCAUUCUGCGCUCAGCGCAAUAUUCCUAUGACAACACGCCGGACUCGGAUUCGCGGCUCCGCGCUCAUUAUCUCGCCCUGAUCAUCCGAUGUCGCAAGACAUUUAAGAGGAGCGGAACCAUGCAAGCGGAGAUGGAAAGGGGUGGUAAACUUUUCUUCGACCUGUUCGUGGCCAUGUGCAACCAUCUGGACGACGUCGUGGAGAUGAGCAAUGCUCGGACACCAAAGUCGAUUUAA
Molecule: messenger RNA, 840 nt
Organism: Truncatella angustata
Lineage: Eukaryota; Fungi; Ascomycota; Sordariomycetes; Amphisphaeriales; Sporocadaceae
Exons: 1
Coding region: 1-840 (279 amino acids)
Molecular function (GO): protein binding
Source: RefSeq, a predicted model, not a curated record